This is a messenger RNA of Erinaceus europaeus (western European hedgehog), 2548 nucleotides long. It is a transcript of the gene STT3A, whose product is annotated as STT3 oligosaccharyltransferase complex catalytic subunit A. The record is from RefSeq and is a predicted model, not a curated record. Gene Ontology annotation, cellular component: membrane. Gene Ontology annotation, molecular function: dolichyl-diphosphooligosaccharide-protein glycotransferase activity. Gene Ontology annotation, biological process: post-translational protein modification. Lineage: Eukaryota; Metazoa; Chordata; Mammalia; Eulipotyphla; Erinaceidae. The coding region runs from base 199 to 2316 and encodes 705 amino acids. The transcript has 18 exons.
GGGUCUGAUAGACAGCGCGGCGACCCUAUCACUUUCCCCGAGCGGCGCGUCGGCCCUGAUCCAGCCAAUGGGGGGCGGACCCGGCCUUUGCCAGGGUUGGGUGCGCCACUGAACGGAUGGCCGAGGGAGCCAAGCGGACUCUGCAGGAAAGCGGACCAGCUAUUUGCAAGUCAUCUGUUGCCACCCACCCAUGUCAAGAUGACUAAGCUGGGAUUUUUGCGGUUGUCCUAUGAGAAGCAGGACACACUUCUUAAGCUUCUCAUUCUGUCCAUGGCUGCUGUGUUAUCUUUCUCUACUCGUCUGUUUGCUGUCCUGAGAUUUGAAAGUGUCAUUCAUGAGUUUGAUCCGUACUUUAAUUAUCGGACUACCCGGUUCCUGGCUGAAGAGGGAUUUUAUAAAUUUCAUAACUGGUUUGAUGACCGGGCCUGGUAUCCUUUGGGUCGAAUUAUUGGAGGAACAAUUUACCCAGGUUUAAUGAUCACCUCUGCUGCAAUCUACCAUGUCCUUCAUUUUUUCCAUAUCACCAUCGACAUUCGUAAUGUGUGUGUGUUCCUGGCCCCUCUCUUCUCUUCCUUCACCACCAUUGUUACGUACCACCUUACCAAAGAGCUCAAGGAUGCAGGGGCAGGACUUCUUGCUGCCGCUAUGAUUGCCGUAGUUCCUGGCUACAUCUCUCGUUCAGUGGCUGGCUCUUACGACAAUGAAGGAAUUGCCAUCUUUUGUAUGCUCCUCACCUACUACAUGUGGAUCAAAGCAGUGAAGACUGGCUCCAUCUACUGGGCAGCCAAGUGUGCCCUGGCCUAUUUCUACAUGGUCUCUUCAUGGGGAGGUUAUGUAUUCCUCAUCAACUUGAUCCCUCUCCAUGUCCUGGUGCUGAUGCUCACGGGACGUUUCUCCCACCGGAUCUAUGUGGCCUACUGCACUGUCUACUGCCUGGGCACCAUCCUCUCCAUGCAGAUCUCCUUCGUGGGUUUCCAGCCCGUCCUCUCAUCAGAGCACAUGGCUGCCUUUGGGGUCUUUGGUCUCUGCCAGAUCCAUGCCUUCGUGGAUUAUCUGCGCAGCAAGUUGAAUCCACAGCAGUUUGAAGUUCUUUUCCGAAGUGUCAUCUCCCUGGUGGGCUUUGUCCUUCUCACUGUGGGAGCCCUCCUCAUGCUGACAGGAAAAAUAUCUCCCUGGACUGGGCGGUUCUAUUCCCUGCUGGACCCUUCAUAUGCAAAGAACAACAUUCCCAUCAUUGCUUCUGUGUCUGAGCAUCAGCCUACAACAUGGUCCUCGUACUAUUUUGACCUGCAGCUUCUUGUCUUCAUGUUUCCAGUUGGUCUCUAUUACUGCUUUAGCAACCUGUCUGAUGCCCGGAUUUUCAUCAUCAUGUACGGUGUGACCAGCAUGUACUUUUCGGCUGUAAUGGUGCGUCUAAUGCUGGUGUUGGCACCUGUUAUGUGCAUUCUUUCUGGAAUUGGAGUCUCCCAAGUGCUCUCCACAUAUAUGAAGAAUCUGGAUAUCAGUCGUCCAGACAAGAAGGGCAAGAAGCAGCAGGAUUCUACCUACCCUAUUAAAAAUGAAGUGGCAAGUGGGAUGAUACUGGUCAUGGCUUUCUUUCUCAUCACAUAUACCUUUCACUCAACCUGGGUGACCAGUGAAGCAUACUCCUCCCCCUCUAUUGUGCUGUCUGCUCGGGGUGGGGAUGGCAGCAGGAUCAUUUUUGAUGACUUUCGAGAAGCAUACUAUUGGCUUCGUCACAAUACUCCAGAGGAUGCAAAGGUCAUGUCUUGGUGGGAUUAUGGCUACCAGAUCACAGCUAUGGCAAAUCGUACAAUCUUAGUGGACAACAACACAUGGAAUAAUACCCAUAUAUCUCGUGUAGGACAGGCAAUGGCAUCUACUGAAGAAAAAGCCUAUGAAAUUAUGAGAGAGCUUGAUGUCAGCUACGUACUGGUCAUUUUUGGAGGCCUUACUGGGUAUUCUUCUGAUGACAUCAACAAAUUUCUAUGGAUGGUCCGGAUUGGAGGGAGCACAGACACAGGCAAACAUAUUAAGGAGCAUGAUUACUACACUCCAACUGGGGAGUUCCGCGUGGACCGGGAGGGCUCUCCAGUGCUGCUCAACUGCCUUAUGUACAAGAUGUGCUACUACCGCUUUGGACAAGUCUACACAGAAGCCAAGCGUCCACCAGGCUUUGACCGUGUCCGGAAUGCUGAGAUUGGGAAUAAAGACUUUGAGCUGGAUGUCCUGGAGGAAGCAUAUACCACAGAACACUGGCUAGUGAGGAUAUACAAGGUAAAGGACCUGGAUAAUCGAGGUCUGUCAAGGACAUAAAUAGUACAUCCAGCUCUGAGAUGCUUCGCACUGAAUGCGUCACAUUUUGGACGCUGAAGAUGUUUUUUAAAUGCAGUUUAUAAGAGCACGAUGGGAUUAGAAUUGUCUGGACAUUUUGCUCUGGGCAUUAUGGGCUGGGCCAAAUGGAAUGAUUUUUAUAAUUCUGAGCAGGUUACCAAAUGAAAUGUCAUGUCUUUACUUUGGUCAAUUAAAGGGGGGAAUUUUUUUUUUU